GAGUGCACCAAUAAAACAAUUUUGAAAGCGUUUUUUGUCUCUCCUGAUCUAUAUUUUGGUAAAAGAUUUGAUGUUUUUGGAAAGUUCUGAGUAAUUUUUGCUCGUAUGUACAGGUAUAAUUUAUGGAAGGCUCUGUCAGCGAUUUGAUGAGUUAGUAGAUCGCUUGGUUGUAAAUUUUGAGGCUCAAACCUAGAGUCGGAUUCAAUUUUAUUCGGAUUUUGCGAGCGCAAAUAUCAGGUGUCACGCAUUGUUUAACGCUCGCGAUUGCGUGACUAAUUGGUAGUAUGCUUUCAUUACGUCAAGCAUACGUCACUAAAUAUUUAUCUCCAACCGAACUAAUUGGUAACGAACAUUCGUGACGUAACUUUUGCGUCACUAAUUUCUCAUUGAAUUAACCUAAUGACCAACGGUUAACUAGUUAAUUGGUUGUUAUGUUUAUGACGUGUACCCCCUGGUUAAGUCAUUUGCUGCAAGUCCGCGAGCCGUUCAGACGUACUUUUUGCGCUCCGUGAAAAAAUUCGCUAGGACAGUUCAAAGAUGGCCAAAGCUAAAACCCGACGAGUUGUUAAGAAAUCAGCCUUAGCCAAGAAGAAGAAGGCAGUCAAGAGGCCCCCUCUUACAAGCGCAAAGGUGUUGGCUGCCAUCGCCGCCUUGAAAGACCGCAAUGGUUCAAGUGCGAAAGCUAUCAUGGCCUACCUCCUCACGCAACGUGGUUCAAAGAGAGUUACACCUUUUCAAGUACGAAUUGCGUUGGCGCGCGCUGUCAAAGAAAAAUCACUGGUGAAGAAUGGAGCUUUGUUUAAAGUUGUUCUUACUUCCAGCAAGUCACGGUCGCGUUCCAAAUCUCGUUCGAAAUCUCGUUCGAAGUCCCGCUCUAGAUCUCGUUCUCGCUCAAGGUCAACCUCGAAGACUAGAUCCCGAUCUCGUUCUCGAUCAAAGUCGAAGAGUCCGGGCAGAAAAUCGGUGAAGAAAGUCACCAAGAAGGCUAAGAAGGCGAAAAAGGCUAAGAAAGUGAUCCGAAAGCGCAAGGCCCCGGCCAAAAGGCGCGUCGCAAAGAGGAGAUACUACAAAGGAACCAAAAAGACGACCAAGGUUCGCAGGAGGCGACGAUCCGCCCGCAAGUGAACUUACUGAUAGUAUAACAAAACUGCGAUGUCUUUUCGUCUCCCUUCUUAAAACACUCAAAGACUUUGUCUCUACAAUCUCUCAUGAGAGCAAACGCCUAAACGCUGAAGAACUGUUAGUAAGCGAAGUUGACAGGAUCCUCGGUUUUAUCAUCAUAAUUUUUUUUUGUUUUAAAAGGAUUGUACACACAAGAAAACUUUGAUUAAACAGUGAAGGCGAAGACUUGUUGGUGUGUGAUUUUCUAUAAAUAUGGGGGAAGAAAAAGCGAUGAGUUUACAAGUAGAAAAGUCGGCAACUAACUUUUCCCUAACGCAGAAGCGACAACAAUCAGUUAAUUUCCAAAAUUUUUAAUUAGGAGGCACUUAUGUUAUUAUGCCUGGGUGGUGUACUUUUAGGUCGGCGCGCGCGUGGCCUUUUUUCGCGCGCACCUUGAUUUUGUGCGCGUUUGGAGCUAUCUGCCAAAACUUUGCUAUAGACAGAAUUUUUAAGAAUUUUUUGUCGUGUCUUUGUUGUAAAUUAAAAGCGCAAGGUUGCGCGCGCGAUACUUAAGCGGCAUUCAACGCUUAACAAAUGCUGCCUGAGGCGUCUUCAUUGACGGACUUUUUCCUAACUUUUCGUGGAAAAUUUUUACGGAAUCAAACGAUUUGGAUCGAUUUCUAUUUCCAAGAAGCUUAAUUUUUGUGUGUUUCAGGCGACAGUUUUACUUUUUAAGUUUCUGGUAAAUCAGUGUCAAUACUGCACGUGCGAUUAACAAGCGCGUGGCUUGCAAUGUUGUCACAGUCUCUUUUACGAUUGGCCAAAGAUCGACGGCGAGGCUUUGGAGAGAUGUAAAAAAAAAUCAAUCAAUCAAUAAAAUCUGUAGUGGAAAUGAAUAAGUUCAAAGCCUGCACAUAUACGUGCUUUUACAAAGUCAUACUAUUUUACUGGUCUCAUUCGUUUGUCUUGUUUUCCUAAAGCAAGAUAUAA
Molecule: messenger RNA, 2091 nt
Organism: Pocillopora damicornis (cauliflower coral)
Lineage: Eukaryota; Metazoa; Cnidaria; Anthozoa; Scleractinia; Pocilloporidae
Biological process (GO): nucleosome assembly
Cellular component (GO): nucleosome
Molecular function (GO): DNA binding
Source: RefSeq, a predicted model, not a curated record